ACCAUCAGCGCCACCGGUGCCAGAGGCAAUGUCUUCUCAUUUUGAUCAACAGCAAACUCCAGUUACUGGAGUCCCAGUCUCGAUAAAUGUUGCCGAUAAGCGCAUUUCGAAAAAGACUCCGGGGCGAUGGUCCACCGGUCUGUGUCAUUGCUGUCAUGAUCUUAGCAGUUGUUGCUUAACAUGCUGGUGUCCAUGUGUAACAUUUGGUCGGAUUGCAGAAAUUGUGGACAGAGGAUCGACAUCUUGCGGAGUAAGCGGAGUCUUAUACUCGAUCAUGUUGUGCCUAACAGGUUGCUCGUGUCUGUAUUCGUGCUUCUAUCGGUCGAAAUUGAGGGGACAGUAUUUUCUGGACGAGAGCCCGUGUACUGAUUGCUGUGUUCAUUGCUGUUGUGAGACGUGUGCAUUGUGCCAAGAGUAUAGGGAGCUCAAGAACCAGGGUUUUGACAUGUCUAUAGGGUGGCAUGGGAAUAUGGAGAGACAGAAACGAAAGACAGCUGCAUUACCUCCAUCAGUGCAACAAAGUAUGCAGCUUUAGGAUAGGGGACGGGACGAUGUGGUACUUGUCCGCAUAUAUACAUGUUUGUGUGUAUUUCCUCUUUGACACAGCAAUAGGAUUUGAUUCGAAAAAAUCAAAAUUGUAAGCCUGAUAUGAGUGAAAUGACGUAAGAGCAUAUGCCAGUCGAUUCAUAGACAAGUUGGACAAUCCCUUCAAAUUUCCAGAUUUCAGAUAUUUCA
Messenger RNA from Olea europaea var. sylvestris, 735 nucleotides. RefSeq names its product cell number regulator 2-like. The transcript has 4 exons. The record is from RefSeq and is a predicted model, not a curated record. Lineage: Eukaryota; Viridiplantae; Streptophyta; Magnoliopsida; Lamiales; Oleaceae. Bases 29 to 535 code for a protein of 168 amino acids.